Nerophis lumbriciformis (worm pipefish) is the source of this 3656-nucleotide messenger RNA. It is a transcript of the gene vash1, whose product is annotated as vasohibin 1. Gene Ontology annotation, cellular component: cytoplasm. The record is from RefSeq and is a predicted model, not a curated record. Lineage: Eukaryota; Metazoa; Chordata; Actinopteri; Syngnathiformes; Syngnathidae. Gene Ontology annotation, biological process: regulation of angiogenesis.
GGCCAGGGAGUGUCGGUCUGUUUAUCGGAUGAGAAGCAUCAAAUUUGUUUCGAACCGGCAGGCAGUAUUUAAACAAUAAACCGAUUUAUAAGCGUGGAAAUAUCAUUUUAAGCAAGAAACGGAAAUGAAGAGAACAACUGGCGCGGGAAUAGGAUUGUCGAACAGGUCGUUUUACAGAUUAUUUCUUUGUGCUCCGUGACUGUAGCCUAAUGUCCAAGGAAUUAGUCACCUAUAGACUUCGAUGGCUUAAUUCUAUUGUUGGCUGUGCAGUGAGACAAGACGUUGCUUAAACUGGAAAGAACGCAGUUGGAGGGAUGCUGAGGACCACUGUGGGCUCAGUAGAGGAGAGGGAUGAGGAGCAGGAGGAUGAAGGGGAUGAAGAGUUGAGGGAUGGAGGGGUGCCUUUCUAUGUGAACCGAGGUGGCCUCCCAGUAGAUGAGGAGACCUGGGAGAGGAUGUGGCGCCAUGUGGCUCGGAUCUAUCCAAACGGGUACACUGUGGGAAAGAGCAUCCGGGCGGCUACUGACCUGCCUAAGAUUCCAAUACCAAGUGUGCCUACAUACCAGCCUACAACCCUCGUACCACAGCGCCUGGAAGCCAUACAGAAAUACAUCAGGGAACUGCAGUACAAUCACACUGGGACACAGUUUUUUGAAAUCAAGAAGAGCCGUCCUCUUACAGCGCUGAUGGACAUCGCCAAGGAGAUGACACGUGAAGCCCUGCCAAUCAAAUGCCUGGAGGCGGUGAUCCUGGGGAUUUACCUGACCAACUGCCUGCCAUCUGUGGAGCGCUUUCCCCUCAGCUUUAAGUCUCAGUUCUCAGGUAACCACUUCUACCACAUUGUGCUGGGAGUCCACAGCGGGGGACGUUAUGGCGCACUGGGCAUGAGCCGCAGGGAGGACCUCAUGUUCAAGCCCUUGGAGCACCGGACACUCGUGGACUUGGUGCAGGACUUUGAAGGAGCCUACAGGGGCUACUGGCACACCCUUCGUAAGGUCAAGAUUGGCCAAUAUAUAUCACAUGACCCUCACAGUGUGGAGCAGAUCGAAUGGAAGCAUUCGGUUCUGGAUGUGGACAGACUCAGCAAGGAGGAGCUGCGGAAAGAGCUGGAGAGACACACUCGAGACAUGCGACUUAAGAUAGGAAAGCCAACACCUCCUUCUCCCACCAAAGACAGGAGAAAUAGCAUUGGCUCACCCCUCAGAGGUCCAGGAAGCCCCAUUCGUAGGAUCAGCCACGUUGAGAGACGUCACUCUGGAGAAAAGAAGGCUUUGGAACAGAAAACAUCUGAAGACAUGAAUGUGUAUCAGAUUCGAGUGUGAAAAAACAUUUUUGCAGCUGAAACAUAUUAGAUAAAACAUUCAAAAGGGAACCAGCAACCACUACACCCACACACACUCAGUAUCAUUGUCAUCAGGGUUUUUUAUCUCACAAGCAUUGGUGCUGGAGAUGUUCUCAAAUGUAAAGUAUUGUGCAAAGAUGACACGUAAUCAGUCACAUUAGAGAAAUAUAGGCAAUCGGUGUGUAUGUAAUACUUGAAAUAUAUUAGUAAUUUUAGUGUGUUCGUUCGUGUUGUUUCCCCAUCCUAUUGGACACAUGACUUUUAAGGCUGACCUAAAACUACCCCUGUCUGUGCCUUGGACUUUGAAUUAAGAUAAUUAUGGGGGGGAAAUAAUCAAAAAUCUUUUUUUUUUUCCUAAUUAAACACGAAACAUGUAAACUUGUAUGAAAGUGUUUCAACAAUCAAUUUAGCAGGCACAUCACAUUGAUAUGUUAUUUACUAUAAAUACAAGACAGAUGUCAACUGUUGAGUGAUGCAAAUAAAGAUGCAGCAUUUUUUUUAACACACUGGAUGCAACUUGCUAAAUCGUACUGUAGCUCUGCUUUCCUGUUAUCUGUAUUAAUAGCUUUUAACUUUUAUUUGUAGCAACUUAAUUCAGUUGUCGCUUGCCUUAAAGAUGAGACCUCCAUGUCGAAAUAAAUGAGGUGUCAAAGUAUUUGUUUGAAAUAAGUAAAGCAUUUCAGGCAUUAUUAGCUAUUUUGCCUGUUUGGUUUUAAUAGUUGUAGAGGUUGCCCUCUAGUGGGUUCUUCGGACCACCACACACUGCCAGGAGAGCCCGGAAUUCAGGGUAUAACACUGUUUUAUUUUCAUCAAAUAGUGCAAGUCUUUUGCUUUCCAGCAAACUGUCUUUCUCUCCUGCGUCCUCUCAGCAGCACCUCCAACUCCAACUACGUGUCUCAAUCCGGCUGCUGCUAAUAAAGGCGACAGGUGAUUAGAUAACAAGGCCCACCUGGGCCAUCUACGCACCUGUCGCUGUCUUCGAGGCCGGUCCUGGCACACCCCGUUCCGCGGCAGGCCCGCAGGCCACGCCCCCUUCCACAAUAGUUAUGUUUAAAUAAAUGUAAUAUUGAGUGUGACUGUUAUACUGUUACAUUGUGUAAAACCUACAUUUGGUAUUUGCAAACCUUACAAAAACACCUGAUUCUAGUAAAACUCACAUAUAUACAUUAUUCCAAGCAUUUUAGACAUAUUGCUUCUUUGGUUUUAGAGUUAUGUUUAUAUUACUUUCAUCUUUAGUAUGACAGUUAUACUGUCAUAUUGAGUAAAGGAACUAAUUUAUGCCUUUGCAAACCUCACAAAAGAUAUUUUUUCUAAUGCAACUCACAAAGAUACAUUAUUCCAGGCAUUAUUAGACAUUUUGCAUGUUUGGUUUUGGAGUUAUGUUUGAAUACAUUUUUAUUGCAUUUUUCGCAUCAUCUCAGGAUUCUAAGAACAUUACUGUCAUAUUGAGUAAACAACUAAUGUGUGUGUUUGCAAGCCUUAAAAAAAAGCAUAUGUUUCGAGUAAAACUCACAAAGAUAAAUUAUUUCAGGCAUUAUUAGCUGUUUUGCAUGUUUGGUUUUAAUAGUUACAUUAUCUCAGGAUUCUAAGAACAUUACUGUCAUAUUGACAGCGGGGUGGACCGCUUGCCUAUGCAUCGGUUGGGGACAUCUCUGCGCUGCUGACCUGUCUCCGCUCGGGAUGGUUCCGGCUGGCCCCACUAUGGACUGGACUCUCACUAUUAUGUUAGAUCCACUAUGGACUGGACUUUCAUAAUAUUAUACUAGACCCACUCGACGUCCAUUGCAUCUGGUCUCCCCUAGAGGGGGGAAGUGGGUGGGUGGGGGUGGGGGGGUCACCCACAUCUGCGGUCCUCUCCAAGGUUUCUCAUAGUCAUUCACAUCGACGUCCCACUGGAUUGUGAGUUUUUCCUUGCCCUUAUUGAACCGAGGAUGUCGUUGUUGCUUGUGCAGCCCUUUGAGACACUUGUGAUUUAGGGCUGUAUAAAUAAACAUUGAUUGAUUGAUAUUUAGUAUGAGAGUUAUACUGUCAUAUUGAGUAAAAAAAUAAUUUUGUGUUUUUGCAAACAUUACAAAAGAUAAUUUUUGUAGUAAAACUCACAAAGAUACAUUAUUCCAGGCAUUAUUAGAUAUUUUUCAUGUUUGGUUUAGGAGUUAUGUUUGAAUACAUUCGUAUUGCUUUUUUCUCAUUAUCUCAGGAUUCCAAGAUCGUUACUGUCAUAUUGAGUAAAAAAAACAUGUUUUGUGUGUUUUCAAACCUUACAAAAGCACGUUUCUCGUAAAACUCACAAAAAUACAUUAAUACGGGCAUAUGA